This is a messenger RNA of Suillus paluster, 1881 nucleotides long. RefSeq lists its product as uncharacterized. The record is from RefSeq and is a predicted model, not a curated record. NCBI's taxonomy places the organism in Eukaryota, Fungi, Basidiomycota, Agaricomycetes, Boletales, Suillaceae. The transcript is spliced from 8 exons. The coding region runs from base 1 to 1881 and encodes 626 amino acids.
AUGACUCGGCCAAGUUGCUCAAAUGCAAAUACUCAUCCUGCCAAAGUUCUACUCAAGGGUAAAACCAAGCACCGAACACCAGCUGAAAAGCAAGCCCAAGAUGCUGCAGCAGCAGCAAAAAACUGGGAAGAAGUAGCUAAAGUAGAGAAGGAACAUCAAGAAGGCAUCAAAUGCAUUGCUGCGAUGGAAGACUCACUAAAAAGAGACGAUCACAAUUAUGGCAAAGCUACCCCCCCUAUCGCCCACAGGCAGACAGAUCCACUUACAAGGCCAAGGGUUACUAUUCUGUUGCAACAGGUCAACGACGAUGAGGAUCCAGAGUCAGAUGAAGCUUUUCAGCCAUCUGAUGACUCAGAGUCCCGAAGCUCCGAGGGAGGCACUGGCGAUAAUAGCGAAGAUGAUGAGCCUGAGGAGCAUGACAGUAGUAGCGUCAAAGAAGAAGUCUGCAAGCCUCGGAAGGGUAAGAAAAGCACUGCAUCAAAAGAGAAAAAACGGGUCUUACGAGAAGAAAUCAUGAAGGCAAGGAAGACCACAGCAACAGCGGGAAUAACAGUCAGGAAGCGCAAGGGGACCGAAUCACAAGAAACUGACACAGCGGAACGCAGUGGUUCAUUGCAGACUAAACGUGUGAAGGGUGCACAUUCGAGUAACUUGCAAGCUGACUGGAAGAAAAUUGUUGGGUUGACAACAAAAUCGGUGAGGUACAGUUUGACUAGAGUUUCAGAUGAAGAACUCAUACCUGCAGCCUCGGAUACACUUUCCCGUUCAAUGUCUUGUGCAUCAUCUCGCAGCAGCAUGACCACACCAACAACUGAAGGAGAUGAAGAUGGAGAGUUUGCCCACGAUGAGACACCAGAGUCACUGGCUGUGACUUGCAAGAAGAAGGGCAGCAGCCCCAAACUGCCAAAGGAAAUCGGUGCCACGGGAACCAAGUCAGCGCGAGUCACUGCUAAUAUGGGCUUGACAUUGAUGCGAAAGGGAGCUGACGAUGCUGUUGUGGAAGAAAUCAAGCGCUCAGAUAAAUCAAAGCCACUCAAGAAGUUAAAGCUUGAAGACCUACCUUUUGUGGAUAAGAAGGACAAUGAGAUAUGGGCACAAUUGAUCUGUGCACUGAUCGAUUGGGCUGGGACAACCACUGAUCCCUUUGGUACAAACGAACACCCAGAGGUCUCUAGCAAGCUGCAGAAAUUGUGGGAUCUUCUCUUCUCACACAAUAAGGUUGAUGUCACGAAGUGUCCUGCUAUCAAGAAAGUGGCAACAGACCGGCUGAAUGAGGGGCAGAGUAUGUUUGGGAAAAAUGCCAUCAAGAUUCUUGAACGUGAACUCAAAAAAGCAGAAUAUCGACUUGACACCAAUGCUCGUAUCAAAUUUGUCCAAGAUCGCCUGCCUCAAAAAAUAGAUGGUCAAAAACGCGUACCAUUCAUUUAUGCAGAUCAGGAGAGUCUGAAGCAAUUGUGGUUGGCUCCCAUGCUCCUGGAGUUACUUGCGGCACAUGUGAGGCAUUGUGGAACAUCAUUUCAAGCCUUUGGGAAACCUGCAGGUGCAUUGGGGGUUUGUGCGGCUGUGGUGCACCACGCACUGUUUUUGUACAAAGAUGGUGAUUCUGCAAAAGAAGCUGCAAAGGAGGUGAAGCGCACUGGUCUCCCUUCCCAGCCCACGAAAAAUGUUUCCUUCAAUGCAGCAUGGGGCAGUGUCGCUAUGCAGUACUCCCUCCAGACGGCUCAACUUUCUGAUAAAAAGUGGGAUCAGAUUGUGGAUGGCAUGUGGGAGCUGGUAGGUGAAGACUCUCUUGCCCAUCGUGCCCAUGUUACCUCGGAUGACGACUCCAUGGAUGUCCGUGAUGCUAUUCCCCUCUCGGAUGACGAUGAAGAGAAUCCUUAG